GUGACUUGUGACUUUCUUACUGUCAUGUUAGAUGUGCUCUUCAUGUUACUUUUUUGACCUUCAAAUAAUGUUAUUAUCGAUUUGUAACCACGGUUUAUAACACGUAGAUCUUCGACGCUGUUUUGAUGUUACUGACUACGAUACUUUUGUGUUUUUCCGUAAGCAGUUUUCUGGUCUUAUGUUACCACAUGGCUCUGAAGAGUUGCUCACAAAGAAAUACCGAAGAAUGCAAGAACUCUCCAUGCAAGGCUUUAGACCCUGUAGGCAAGCUCUCAAAAAUCUGCCCCUCCGACUUCGACGAGAGUUCCGAUUACUUCGAAGAGCGUCACAUUUCCAUCCGUGCCCUCGCGGAGCACUCGCCAGCAAUUAUACCCAGAACCGUGAGAAAGCGCAGCAAAUUAACCCAAAACCGUCCACGUAAUCGAUCUGAAGAACGGACGGUAGUGCGAAAAACAAAAAGUCAUGCAGAUUUAACAGCUCCCGUUCAUAACGCCACUCUCCAAAGAAGGUAGAACUACGAUUGAAAGAAGCUAAUUCCUAGGAAAGAUGUGAUGAUGCUGUAUGUAAAAGGUGAAAGGUGUAACAUUGUUUUUAGUGAUUUGGUUCUGUUGAACAAUGAAUGAUGAAUAAACAGAAGGUGGAAGGCGACGCGAGAAAAGACAAUGUCAGCCAGAGUCGUGGGAUGAUUGUUGAGCACCUGUGCUUUAAGAUAUCCCCAUAAAAAAAUCGGAGAGGGCUAAGUCAGGCGAUUGGGCUGGCCACUGCAGAUCGCC
Messenger RNA from Acanthoscelides obtectus, 773 nucleotides. Lineage: Eukaryota; Metazoa; Arthropoda; Insecta; Coleoptera; Chrysomelidae. The record is from the annotation of a GenBank genome assembly.